AUGGUAGGUAGUAAUGAAGUCAGCAUCGACGAGACCCCUCUCUCCGCAUCUCCCGAACGUCGCAGUUCCCUGGAGAAACAUCUCCAGAGACGUCCCGACGUGCAGGAUCUCAAAGACAGACAUAUCCUGCUGGAUACGAAUGUUGCUCCUUCCCUCCAAGCAACCCGCCAAGAACUCGCCCGCCAACGCACGACAGACGCUUUGAAGAAACAUCUUGAACAUCGGCCGGAGAGAGAGGAGUUGGUUGAGCGAAACAUCCUCCCCACCACCCACGCCGCCCCCGCACUGCAGGCGAAUGCCCGUGAGCUCGAGAAACAUAUGUUGGCUGAUCACCUGGACCAAAAGAUUCAGAAUCGGCCCAAUCCCGAGGAUUUGAUUUCACAGGGUAUUUUGACGGAGGAUGAGGACCCGAGGUUUCCGGCUGUUUAGACUGAAGUAGUGGUGUGAUUGAUGAUGAUGUUGAUGAUGAUGGGUAAUGGGUGGAUGGAUAUGGUGUUUGGUGUUUUAUUUUAUUGAUUUGGUUUGAUUUGAGUGCUUCUGAUUUAUGAUGGUUGUUUCUGAA
This is a messenger RNA of Aspergillus eucalypticola CBS 122712, 562 nucleotides long. Its product is annotated as RPEL repeat-containing protein. The record is from RefSeq and is a predicted model, not a curated record. Bases 1 to 429 code for a protein of 142 amino acids. The transcript has 4 exons. NCBI's taxonomy places the organism in Eukaryota, Fungi, Ascomycota, Eurotiomycetes, Eurotiales, Aspergillaceae.